Messenger RNA from Magnolia sinica, 2319 nucleotides. RefSeq lists its product as uncharacterized. The record is from RefSeq and is a predicted model, not a curated record. NCBI's taxonomy places the organism in Eukaryota, Viridiplantae, Streptophyta, Magnoliopsida, Magnoliales, Magnoliaceae. Gene Ontology annotation, molecular function: RNA-DNA hybrid ribonuclease activity; nucleic acid binding. Bases 1 to 2319 code for a protein of 772 amino acids. The transcript has 5 exons.
AUGCCGAGGAAAUGGACUGAUUUUAGACCUAUAAGCCUAUGCAAGUGCCUUUAUAAAAUCUUCUCUAAGAUCAUUGCAGUUCGUCUCAGUGACUUUCUCCCCGUCCUAAUUUCUCCAGAACAGGGGGUGUUCAUCAAAGGAAGAGCUAUCUUAGAAAAUAUUGCUCUUGCCCAGGAAUUGUUAAGAGAGGUGAAUAGGAAAAACAGAGGUGGAAAUGUGGUGCUAAAGCUAGAUAUGGAAAAAGCAUACGAUAAAUUCGACUGGAACUACCUAAAACAAGUUUUGCUCCAUUUCAGUUUUUGCGACAGAUGGGUACAAUUAGUUGAAAAUUGUUGGGCUUCCUGCUGGUUCUCCGUUCUCAUUAAUGGGGAAUCGACUAGCUUUUUCGAAUCCUCUCGCGGGUUGAGACAAGGCGACCCUCUUUCCCCAAGUCUCUUCAUUUUGGGGGCAGAUGUAUUGAGUUGUGGCCUCCAUAAUUUGAUGUCUAAUGGCGGCUGCCUUCCUUUCUCACUAGGGAGGGGUUGCCAACGGAUUUCUCACCUCCUCUACGCAGAUGAUACCCUCUUAUUUCUGAACGGUGGACGAGCUUCUAUGAGGAAAAUCGUGGCUCUGUUGGACGAGUACCAAUCUGCUUCGGGGCAACUUAUUAACAAAGGAAAAAGCUCCUUCCUCUGCUCGAAUAAGAUCCCAGUGUCCAGGAUUCAUGCCAUCAGCUCCUUACUUAGAAUUGCCAGAUCCACCGGUACGUUUUCCCACCUGGGAGUUCCUCUAUCUGUUGGUAGGCUGAAAUCCUCUGCCUUUCAGCCUUUGGUGGACAAAGUCAGGGGUCGUAUCAAGGGUUGGACAGCCAGAAUUUUGUCUCAAGCAGGGAGAAUGGUCCUUAUUAAGCAUGUUCUGAGUAGUAUCCCUAUUCAUUCUAUGGCUGCCUCUUGCAUUCCAAAUCAGGGGUGGAGUGAAGGUAAAAGAAAGUUACAUUGGAAGAGUUGGAAAACUAUCUCUAUGCCCAAGGAAGAAGGUGGUCUCGGCAUCAGGAAACUUGCUGACAUGAUGCAAGCCUUUAACAUUAAAAUGGCUUGGGUGCUAAAAUUUCACAAAGAUUCAAGUCUCUGGGCCUCUUUCUUGGCUACUAAAUAUAACUUCUCCCACGAACCGAUGAGGGCUGAUCUCAUUCAAAGAAGAGCUUCCCCCUUCCUUAAGCAGAUCCUUUCUAAAUUUGCACUCAUUGAUGACAAGGUCCAAUGGAAUGUUGGCGUGGGUGAUUGUAAUUUUUGGCAAGCGAAUUGGACAAGCCUUGGCCCCCUUCAGAACUUUCUCUUAUCAGAUGUUGUAGCCACAGUCCAGCCCCUAAAGGUUAAUCAGGUGUUGGGUCCCUCGGGUCCGCUUCCGCCAUCAAUUGCCCUCUCCAUGCUCCUUAAUGAGGUGACUGAUUUCAUCUUCCACCAUGGUUUCUGCAUCUCUGCUGAACCCGAUUAUCCCCUGUGGCCUUUCACCUCUUCAGGUUCCUUUUCUGUCAAGACCGCUUGGAACGUCAGCAGGCUAUCUGGCCCCUCAAAGGAAUGGGCGAAGUGGGCGGGGAUCUCCAUCAUGCAAGCGUUAUCAGUUCAAUCCAGAAUCAUACAAUGGAGAAGGGUCUGUGCUGGUAGGAGAAUCCAGGGGAAGCGUCAUCUUUACACUCCUGCAUUCAUUUUGUGGGAGCUUCGGAAGUUUAGGAAUGGGGCUUUUUUCGAUGAUAGGCUGAUGAACCACCAGUCAAUCAUAACUAAAGUUCUUUGGUGGCUAUCUUGUGACAAGGAGGAGGUGGCGAGAUUCAGGUUCUCCCAGUGCCUCCAAUCUGCGGAUGGGCUUCAUUCGGUUAAAAAUUCCUGUCGUAAUCAAUUGUCGCCAACAGUCAUCCGAUGGCAGAAACCACCCACUGGUUAUGGUCUUAUGACAAACACCGGUGCUGAGUUUAAGGCAGUUCAUGAUGGACUCUUUUUGUGCUUGGAGAAAGGUCUCUCCCAAAUCAUUGUCGAAUCGGAUUCGGAUAUGGUGAUUAAGGUUUUCAAUGAGGGGGCCAAGAUUGGUUGGGCUAGGAAAGGUUGGAAAACCAUUACUGACAGGCUCAAUCGGCUUGCUUCGGUGAAUUUUAAGUACACUUUUAGGGAGGGCAACGGCAUGGCGGAUGGCCUUGCUCGCGUGGGAACUUCUUGCUUAAGAAGACCAGCGCUUAUGAAUGUAUUUCUCGGCUCUUCUUCUGUGCCCAGAUUUACUUCUCACAAACUAUCGAUCGUCGGCUACCCCCCAUCUUCCAUCUGCUUCGGAGCUAUCUUGGGAUGCUAA